GCUAAUCUAUUGCUUAAAUCCUCACUUGAUGACAAUGAUGAUAUGAUGUUAAACUAAGCUAUCAAUUUCGAGUAUUGUUAACAUCUUGCAGCCCGCAUCAUAUAAUUUUUUUAAAAAAAAAUUUACCGAAAAGGAGAUGGAGACCUUGGAGGACACUGAUGACGUUAAACACACCGGGUUGUCGUCUUCGGACAAACAGUUGGUGGACGAAGUCGUGCAAAUCGGUGGUGACAAGGUUGACACCAAUUCUAUGAUGAUCAGCAUUCUAUCAGAGCAGCUCAGUUUGUACCGUAAUAAUCUUUCGCAUACAGACAGAUGUAAAGCUUUAGAUAUUCUAAAAUCGAUGAUUGAAACCUCAAGCAUGGCAGUCAGUACCGGCAGUGAAAACACUGCGUACCGUCACUUUGCCAAACCGCUUGAUCAUCUGUUUAAGGGAACGCAAUUGAAAGUCUUAGAGCUGGUGUGUUUGAUGGCAAGUCCAGAAAUUCUCUCGAGACUAUAACUUCCAUGGAUCUUUUUUUGCCGUUGACUAUGGAAUUCCUGAAAUAAUGGUGGGCCUGGAUCAAUAGCGGUAAAAGAAGAUAUGAUCUCCAGCCAGCCUUUGUAUCCU
Messenger RNA from Mucor mucedo, 610 nucleotides. RefSeq lists its product as uncharacterized. Bases 137 to 502 code for a protein of 121 amino acids. The record is from RefSeq and is a predicted model, not a curated record. Lineage: Eukaryota; Fungi; Mucoromycota; Mucoromycetes; Mucorales; Mucoraceae. The transcript is spliced from 5 exons.